Aspergillus luchuensis is the source of this 1035-nucleotide messenger RNA. RefSeq lists its product as uncharacterized. The record is from RefSeq and is a predicted model, not a curated record. NCBI's taxonomy places the organism in Eukaryota, Fungi, Ascomycota, Eurotiomycetes, Eurotiales, Aspergillaceae. Gene Ontology annotation, cellular component: nucleus. The transcript is spliced from 2 exons. Bases 1 to 1035 code for a protein of 344 amino acids. Gene Ontology annotation, biological process: SCF complex assembly; protein ubiquitination.
AUGGCGGACCGGCAGUCGGUGCAGCACAGCCUUAACAGCCUGCUCUCUAAACUGAGCGACCCUGACCCGGAUAUGCGAUACAUGUCGCUAAAUGAUCUACUUGGCAUUCUAAAUAAUCCUAAUUCCACCUAUCUGGCUCACGACCAAGUCUCCUCAUCAAGACUAGCUGAGGGCUUAUUGAAGGCCUUGGAUGACCAACAUGGCGAUGUCCAGAACCAAGCCCUGAAAUGUCUUGGUCCUCUUGUCCUUCGACUGCCCUUCGAAAGCCUUGCAUCUCUUCUCGAAAAGCUCACCAACCUGACAGCCUCGCAAACCAUUGACACAUCCGUUCCGAAUACUGCUCUGAGAUACAUUGUGACAGCUCUACCUCGGCCGCAGCCGGGUCAGCCUCCAAGUCAGGAGGCGACAAUGGCAUAUUCGGCCGUCUCUCGCGUCCUCAUUCCCCGCUUGACUGGCCCGACUCCAUCCCCUACUAGUCGGCGUGGCUCGAUCGUCAAGGGCAUGUUAGAGAAGGAUCCAUCGAAGGGCUUCAGCAGUGAUGCUAUUGAUGUACUCAUUCAGGUUGUCACUUGCUUUGGCCCCCUGCUGAAAGAGCCCGAAUUGACGGCUUUGCAAAACUCCGUCCUGUCUAUCGUUGACAACGAUACAGCUGGCACCGUGGUCACCAAAAGGGCUCUGACGGCCAUAUCUGCCCUCGUGCUCCACUUCUCCGAUGCUCAACUGAGCGCUUUUGUCCAGGGGCUAGUCCAAAGAUUCAACUCUCCACAACUUAGUACAGUCCAUCGGCGUCACCUCAUUGCCACCGUCGGUGGCGUAGCGAAAAGUGCCCCGGCCAAGUUCGGUCCUCAUCUUCCUACACUAGCCCCUUAUGUCUUUGCUGCUGUUGGCGAGGAUAACCUAGCACAAGUAAGUCGGCAUCGAUCCUAUCUCACUUCUAUAACCUUGCUCACGGCCCGGCUUUAUAGUAGUCAACCGGAUCCCAAUAUCGCUUUCCGUAGGCGCGAUUGCGUGAGGGACAUGAUUUUGUGCUGGUAG